CGGUCUGUCUGUCAGUCGACCCCCGAAAUGGCUACAUGGACCACCGCUAUUCCUCGCACCACAUAUUCCCAGCCUUCCACACACCCAUCCCGAUCGACAUGCGUCACCACGAGGGGAGGUACCACUACGAACCCCACUCGCUACACGCCAUCCACGGGCCUCCUGCCUUGACAGCCAGCCCUAUCUUCUCUGACCUCUCCCUCAUCAGGCUCUCUCCUCACCGGAACCCGACGGCCGCAGGGGAACCCGCCUUCAGCCUCCCCCAUCCCUAUGUCAAUCCCCACGUGGAGCAUUACCUCAGAUCCAUCCACGGGAGUCCCACGCUUUCCAUGAUCUCAGCGGCGAGAGAGUUGAGCCCAGCUGACGUUCCCCAUGAGCACCUGAAGGACAGAGGUCUAUUUGGCCUGCCUCAACACCCGGUCGGAGUUAAUUCAGCCGAAUACUAUCACCAGAUGACCCUAAUGGCCAGUCACCGAAGUCCAUAUAGCGAUAUCCUCAUGCAGACCGGAGCCACCAGCACCGCUCACAUCACCGAUUACAUCAACCCCGUGGACUUCUCGAGGUUCUCCAGUCCCAGGCCCGCGGCCAGGAUGAGCCGGAAGAGGGCCCUGUCUAUCUCCCCCCUCUCGGACGCCAGCAUUGACCUCCAGACCAUGAUUCGCACGUCCCCCAACUCGCUGGUGGCUUACAUCAACAACUCGCGGAGCAGCUCGGCAGCCAGCGGCUCCUACGGGCACCUGUCGGCAGGUGCCAUCAGCCCGGCCCUCAGCUUCCCUCACCCCAUCAACCCAGUGACCUUCCAGCAGAUGCACCAGCAGAUCCUGAACCAGCAGCGAGGCCUGGGGUCAGCGUUCGGACACACGCCUCCACUGGUCCAGCCGUCACCGACCUUUGCCUCGCGGCAUCACAUGGCCAACGUCUCUGCCGUCCUGCCGCACUCUCACGUUAAUAAUAACCCCCCCUCCGAAUCGGCUCAGAGUAAACUGAGCGGCGAAUCUGCUGUGACGAGCACCGUCAGUCCAAUGAUCCACAAGCGCACCAAGGUUAAAACUGAGGUGGAGGGACUGCGUCCCAAAUCGCCCAACACUCAGGAUCACCCAGUGGAGCUGACCGAGGUGAAGGAAGAUCUGGAUAAAGAUGACUGCAAACAGGAGCCGGAGGUCAUUUACGAGACGGCCUGUCACUGGGAAGGCUGCGGCAAGGAGUACGACACUCAGGAGCAAUUGGUCCACCACAUCAACAACGAGCACAUCCACGGGGAGAAGAAGGAGUUUGUGUGUCGCUGGCGGGAUUGCUCGCGGGAGCAGAAGCCGUUCAAGGCGCAGUACAUGCUGGUGGUCCACAUGCGACGACACACAGGAGAGAAACCGCACAAGUGUACGUUCGAGGGCUGCAGCAAAGCUUACUCGCGGCUCGAGAACCUUAAGACUCACUUGAGGUCACACACUGGAGAAAAGCCCUACGUGUGCGAACACGAAGGCUGCAACAAGGCCUUCUCCAACGCGUCGGAUCGGGCCAAACACCAGAACAGGACUCACUCGAACGAGAAACCCUACGUUUGUAAAAUUCCCGGCUGCACCAAGCGGUACACCGACCCGAGCUCGCUCAGGAAACACGUGAAGACUGUGCAUGGGCCGGACGCGCACGUCACCAAAAAGCAACGCAACGACGUCCACCCCAGACCCCCGGGGCCCAAAGACACGGGUGACAUCGAGACGGGUGUUGGGCAAGGUAACAGGGCAGGAGAGGACAGGGCGGAGGCUAACAGCACCAGUGGGGGCCUGGAGGACUGCCUGCAAAUCAAAACCAUCAAAACUGAGAAUCCCAUGAUGUAUCAGUCCAGCCCUGGUGGCCAAUCUUCAUGUAGCAGUGAGCCAUCGCCGCUUGGCAGCACCAACAACAAUGACAGUGGAGUAGAAAUGAACAUCAACAGUGGAGGUAGCCUGGGAGAUCUCGCCACGUUAGAUGACAUCCCCACGGUGGAUUCCACCGUCUCAUCAGGAACUUCAGCGGUCAGCGUUCAGUUGAGGAAGAACAUGACAGCGUCCCAAAGACUCGAGCAUCUCAAGAAGGAAAAAUUGAAGCAGGUUAGAGACGUCCCUUCCUGGGCAAACCCAGUGCCAUCAAUCAAAAACACCAAGCUUCCCUUCAUUGUCAUGAACGGAACUCCACUGGACACUUCAAUCCCCGGUGGUUCCACCGCUGUGUUGCCCAACCCCAGGAUAAUGGAGCUGUCUAACGGGGAGAUCACGGUCCUCAAUCAACUCAAUGAGCGGCGGGACAGCGGGGCGAGCACCCUCAGCUCCGCCUACACGGUCAGCCGCAGGUCCUCCGGCAUCUCCCCCAACUUCUCCAGCCGCCGCUCCAGCACUGUCUCCCACUUGGGGGGCCGUCACGACAACCCCAGCUCCGCCGACUCCUACGACCCCAUCUCCACCGACCUCUCGCGCAGGUCCAGCGACGUCAGCUACUGCGGGGGUCCGCUGCUCAACCUGACCCCGGCCGAGCAGUACAGGCUCAAGGCCACCUACGCCGCCGCCACGGGGGGAGCCCCCCCGACACCCCUCCCGAACAUGGACCCCCCCAAGUCCCGAAUGCCUCUGCCGUGGGACAACCCGCGCUCCACCUUCUCUCCGUUCCCCCCGCUCGGCCCGCAGAGACGCAGCAGCGAUGGGGGGCUGUUUUGCGGACGCGGAGGGACCCUUGGCCCGCCGCCCAGGCCCCGCGAGCUGGCGGGCCACGGCUACCGGCGGGCCAGCGACCCGGUGUGCCGGCCGGCAGGGGGGCACUCGGCCUUCCCGCGCUUUGCGGAGCGUUUCGGGGGUUCAGGCAGCCUGGGGCUGGCCGACGGGCGUAGCGCGUUCCUUCAGAGCGGCCGGCGGGCCGCCUACUCGCCCCGGCCACCCAGCAUCACCGAGCAGGUGGCCAUGGAGGGCCUGCAGGGCGACGGGGGGCUGGGGGCGGGGGCCGAGGAUGAGCUGAUGCUCCCCGACGAUGUGGUGCAGUACAUCAACUCCCAGGAGCAUUGCCUGACCCCGGGCCCCGACCCGCGCCCACUCGGCUUCAACACCCACUUGCAGAGCUUCCAGGACAACGCGUUGAGCCAGGCGGGUGGCGCCUACGGGCAGCUGCACCCGCCCCGGGCGGACUCCAACUUGAUGGGUCCGGGACGGGGGAGCCCGCCGCCUUACCAGGGCCCGCCCGCUGGGAGCAAGAGCCACAUGCCGGUGCAGUGGAAUGAGAUCAGCUCGGGCACGGUGGACCUGGCCCCCGAGCGAUCCGAGCCGCGCUUCUCGUGUGCCAACCCGCCCCCCCUCCGGCACAAGCAGAUGUUCGAGCAGUACCAAUCUCUGCCCGCCGCUUCGAUGAGCCCGAGGGACGCCAGCCUUGCCCAGCAAGUGCUCACGCAGAGAACGGCGGGCUUGAAUGAGCAGAGAAUGGGUUACGUGCAGCAGCAACAACAACAACAGCAGCAGCAGCAGCAGCGCCAAAUACAACCUCAGCUCGCCCCAUGUCAGAACGCUAUUCCUAACCCGCUCAACAACCCACCGCAGGCUUAUAACCACACCAACCAAAUGCUCCACCCCAAUGGGAUCAACAGACCCGCGGGCCAGGCUCCCUGCAGCAACGUGCCCGGGAGCGCCAUGAUGCCCGCCCCCGUCGCGACGGGCACGCAAUGCUACAAGCUGCCUCCGAUGAUGCAGGACAAAGUUCCGAUGGUGAAAAGUUACAUGCAAGCCCACCACGGCCUGGCCCAGACUCAACCGCACAUGGCGGGCGUUGGCGAGAGACAGCUGAUGUUGAACAAUCGCAGGGCACGUGUUGGCGGUCAAGGUCAAGCUCCGGGCGUGCACAUCUCAAGCCAACAGAACUUCGGGUCUCACCUGCAACCGGGGAUAAACCCGAACCUUAUUAACUUUAACGGCCAGGGAAGCUUAAGCCAGACCAACGCCCUGGUCAACUCAAUCAACCAGCAGAACUUCAGGCAGUCGGAGCACGAUGCAGUAAGUUUCGCUGGGCACGGCAUGAUGCAGCCUCAACUAGUGCAGGGCUCUGCUUCCGUAGCCAGGCAGCGAGGCCUAGUGAACUCAGUCAACAUGCAACACGCACAGACGUACCUGCAAAGCCCUGUCCAGAUGAACGGCUUGAACCCCGGACACCAGCGUUCAGACUCGAGCCAGAAAAGGCCAGGGAACCUAUUUCCGUCCCAGCUUCAGCCCCCGCACUGCACCGGCAACGAGAACUCCAACGGCAACGGCUUGACCUUCUACUCCGGUCAGAUCCACAUCUACGAGCAAAGCGGGAACUUCAGUCACCGCAUGGACUGCGCGAUUCGAGACCAGCAGUGCAUGGCGGAGGCCAAGGCCACUUGCAUGUCCUCGCCAGGCGCCAACCAGGUGUCGAGUACUGUGAACUCCCAGGGGCUGGAGCCAGCCCAGAUCGAUUUUGAUGCUAUAAUGGACGAUGGGGAUCAGUCCAGCUUGAUGUCCGGUACAUUGAGCCCCAGUAUUCUCCAGAACCUCUCCCAGUCUUCCUCUCGCCUCACGACUCCCCGCAACUCCUUGACGCUACAGACUAUUCCAGCCGGAUUGACCAACAUGGCAAUAGGGGACAUGAGCUCCAUGUUGACUACCUUAGCCGAGGAGAACAAAUUUCUGAACAUGAUGUCUUAAACAAAAGUUCGCCCCCAAACCAACCACCACCCCCAC
Molecule: messenger RNA, 4709 nt
Organism: Callorhinchus milii (elephant shark)
Lineage: Eukaryota; Metazoa; Chordata; Chondrichthyes; Chimaeriformes; Callorhinchidae
Gene: gli2a
Product: GLI family zinc finger 2a
Exons: 13
Coding region: 36-4673 (1545 amino acids)
Biological process (GO): smoothened signaling pathway; regulation of transcription by RNA polymerase II
Cellular component (GO): nucleus
Molecular function (GO): RNA polymerase II cis-regulatory region sequence-specific DNA binding; DNA-binding transcription factor activity, RNA polymerase II-specific
Source: RefSeq, a predicted model, not a curated record